AUGUCCGCCGCUGUCGCGUCCCCGGCUUCCCAGCCUCCCAAGCUGGAGAAGAAGCCCGUCAAGUUCUCCAACUUGCUUCUGGGUGCAGGGCUCAACCUCUUCGAGGUGACCACCCUCGGUCAGCCUCUGGAAGUCACCAAGACUACCAUGGCCGCUCACCGCGGGGACAGUUUCGCGGCUGCUCUCACCCGCAUCUGGAACCGCGGUGGUAUCCUCGGCUUCUACCAAGGCCUGAUCCCCUGGGCUUGGAUUGAAGCUUCGACCAAGGGUGCUGUGCUUCUUUUCGUUGCCUCUGAGGCUGAGUACUGGGCCCGCAGUUUUGGCGCCAGCGAGUUCGGCGGCGGCAUCAUUGGCGGCGUGACUGGAGGUGUUGCGCAAGCGUAUGCGACCAUGGGCUUCUGCACCUGCAUGAAGACAGUCGAGAUCACCAAGCACAAGAUGGCUGCCUCAGGCCAGAAGCCCCCCGGCACCUGGGCCACUUUCAUGGACAUCUGGCGCCGUGAGGGUAUUCGUGGCAUCAACAAGGGCGUCAACGCCGUCGCCAUCCGUCAGAUGACAAACUGGGGCUCGCGCUUCGGCUUGAGCCGGCUUGCCGAGCAGGGUAUCCGUAAGGUGACGGGCAAGGAGAAUGGUGAGAAGUUGAAUGCCUUUGAGAAGAUCCUCGCUUCUACCCUUGGCGGCGGUCUCUCUGCUUGGAACCAGCCUAUCGAGGUUAUCCGUGUUGAGAUGCAAAGCAAGAAGGAGGACCCCAACCGGCCAAAGAAGAUGACAGUUGGCACCACAUUUAAGUACAUCUAUGAGACAAACGGUAUCAAGGGUCUGUACCGUGGUGUCACGCCCCGCAUUGGUCUGGGGGUCUGGCAGACUGUGUGCAUGGUUGCUCUGGGUGAUAUGGCAAAGACAUAUGUUGAGAAGCUUACAGGCGAGAAGGUUACGGCUAAGCAUUAA
Messenger RNA from Thermochaetoides thermophila DSM 1495, 948 nucleotides. RefSeq names its product putative mitochondrial carrier protein. The record is from RefSeq and is a predicted model, not a curated record. NCBI's taxonomy places the organism in Eukaryota, Fungi, Ascomycota, Sordariomycetes, Sordariales, Chaetomiaceae. The transcript has 3 exons. Gene Ontology annotation, biological process: alpha-ketoglutarate transport; mitochondrial citrate transmembrane transport. Gene Ontology annotation, cellular component: mitochondrion. Gene Ontology annotation, molecular function: tricarboxylate secondary active transmembrane transporter activity. Bases 1 to 948 code for a protein of 315 amino acids.